AUGGACUUGAAUCAAUCUAUGGAGUUCACUCCUUCUGCAACCUCUUCUCCUCAGAUUCAUAACUUCAUGCCAAUGACUUCUUUCAUGUUGCCUUUUCACCAGCCUUCCAAGGAGGACGGUGAAGAAGUGAAGCACUCACUUCUUCUGCUUCAGAAGCGCAAUUUAGAGUUGUUCUGGUACCAACAAAUGAUGGAGAUUCAUAACAUAUCAGUUUUCAAGAGCCACCAUCAGCUACCUCUAGCAAGGAUCAAGAGGAUUAUGAAAUCUGAUAAAGAUGUGAAGAUGAUCAGUGCAGACACUCUUGUCUUUUUCUCCAAGGCGUGUGAGCUCUUCAUUAUGGAUCUAACCCUUCGUGCGUGGCUGCAAACUGAGGAAGGUAAACGUCGAACCCUGCAGCGAUGUGACAUUGCCAGGGCUAUAAGGCAAGAGGAGGCACUCGAUUUCUUGGUUGAUAUCGUCCCAUUGAUUAACCAUAAGGUCUUCUUUCUUUCUCUUUAACAAAACUAAUUGAUUCAGUACAUAGUACAGCACAUCCAAUGCUACAAAACUAGAGAUGCAAUUAGCCAAACUUGCAUGAUUUUUGAUGCUCCAUAUCAAAU
Messenger RNA from Durio zibethinus, 599 nucleotides. Lineage: Eukaryota; Viridiplantae; Streptophyta; Magnoliopsida; Malvales; Malvaceae. The record is from RefSeq and is a predicted model, not a curated record.